Puntigrus tetrazona (Sumatra barb) is the source of this 3446-nucleotide messenger RNA. RefSeq names its product purinergic receptor P2Y12 (gene p2ry12). Gene Ontology annotation, molecular function: G protein-coupled purinergic nucleotide receptor activity. The transcript has 2 exons. The coding region runs from base 116 to 1171 and encodes 351 amino acids. Gene Ontology annotation, biological process: blood coagulation; G protein-coupled receptor signaling pathway. Lineage: Eukaryota; Metazoa; Chordata; Actinopteri; Cypriniformes; Cyprinidae. Gene Ontology annotation, cellular component: membrane. The record is from RefSeq and is a predicted model, not a curated record.
AUUUCCUUUCAGAAAGACCCUAAAAUGCAGCUUGUUUCCUAAAACCAUGUAGUGACUCUAGACUGAGUAAAACAUCGCACUUUGUCCUGGUGUCCUGUUAAGAAGCUGCACAUCUAUGGAGUUCACCACAUGGCCGGCGCUCGUCACUAACUCCAACCAGUCGGUCAGGAACGAGUCGACCGCGGCCUGUUCGCGAGACAGCGCUCUGAAGACCACCGUCUUCCCUCUUCUCUACACCGUCCUCUUCAUCCUGGGCUUGUCUCUGAACAGUCUGGCGGCAUGGGUGUUCCUCCGGAUCCCCAGUAAAUCUCACUUCAUCAUCUACCUGAAGAACAUUGUGGUGGCCGACAUUAUCAUGACCCUCACCUUCCCCUUCAAGAUCAUCGCCGAUGCCAACCUGGCAUCCGUCGGCCACCGAGUGUUCGUCUGCCGCGUGUCUUCGGUGCUCUUCUACCUCACCAUGUACAUCAGCAUCCUCUUCUUUGGCCUGAUCAGCAUCGACCGCUGCAGAAAGACCAUGUGGCCCUUUGUAGGCACCAGCCCUAGGCGCCUGCUGCUCAGAAAGCUCCUCUCGGGCUUCAUAUGGACGUCGCUCUUGGCUCUUUCGCUGCCCAACGUAAUCCUGACGAGCCUUCCCAACGCUUCGAGUCGCUUUAAAUGCAGUGACCUCAAGACAAAUAUGGGCCUGAAGUGGCACGAGCUGGUCAAUCACGUGUGCCAGGUCAUCUUCUGGGCGAACCUCGUGACCGUGAUAGUCUGCUACACGCUCAUCUCCAAAGAGCUCUACAAGUCUUACUCCCGCACGCGAGCUCAACACCAGGCGAGGCCGCGAACGAGCGCCCCUCCGAAAAAGAGCAUUCAAGCCAACGUGUUCCUGGUGCUGGCGGUCUUCUUCAUUUGCUUCGUUCCCUUCCACUUCGCCCGGGUGCCGUACACCAUCAGCCAGACCCGAGGACGCAUGUUUAACUGCCAGCAGAAGCUGUUCUUCUUCCAGCUGAAGGAGACCACGCUGUGGCUUUCCUCCCUGAACUCCGUGCUGGAUCCGCUCAUCUACUUCUUCCUCUGUAAGUCGUUCAGGAGCUCGCUGUUCAAAGCCAUGCGUCUGUCUCCGGGCCGCUGCAGGGCGCUCAGGGAGAUCGGGACGGACACGGCCAGCACUCCUCAGACGUGACAGACAAACUGUGUUUCUGUGCCGCUGGAAAAACCAGUGGUUCUUUUGCACUAAUAAUCUUACUGACAUCAAUAUUCUUCUGCAUUUGAACUUAUUUUGAUGCUCAGGGCUGGGCAGUAAGUGAUUACAUGUUAUGGGGAUUAAUCAGGGUUGCGUUUCCCGGAAGCAUCUUAAGUACCCCGAUUUAAGUCAAUGGAGCUAUGAACAACUGAAUCUGGCAAAUGCAGCCAAUUCCAAAAGUUACCCAGAUAGAAAGAGAGCCGUGAAAAGCAUUGAAUUAAUGUUAAAAAUGUUCAUCAGUGAACAGAAUCAUAUAAAAGAGGAAAAAGCAGCUAUGAUAUCUGUCUAAAAAAGCUUUGACAGUAUUAUUCAGAAAGACUUGAUGUUUUCUAGUGAGUCAUAUCUCAAGAAAACAUUAUGAUGAGGGGAAUUUCAAACAUGUUUAGUAUUUCCAAACAACUCUAAAUGCAAUAUUAGCAAACCUACAUCCUCUUUUAACAUAGACAGAGUCCUGAAACCCAUAAACAUGAGCAAGAUAAGUCUGCAGAGAAGCAGAAAUCAUGAUCAAAGUGUGAUUUAUCAUGCAGAAUUUUAUACAGAAUUUAUUAUACAUAAAAACUGCUCACAAAUGUGUUUUAAUUCUUUCACUUCUUUCUAACUACACACUAUGAAUCAUCAGGUGAGAACUAAUAAAUAGCUUAUAAGUCAGUUCAUCCUUCAUAAAGCAUUGUUCUAAUAUUAUCAUGCAUUAGUAAGCAGUUUAUAGCUGAGCCUUUAAAUCUUCUUUGUAAUAUGAUGUGCUUAUAAAUCAAUCUGUGUAUCGUGUGGAAAGUUAUUGUGUGCAUUUUGCAUUUGGAGCGCAAUUGUGAUUUAAUUCUUUUUGGUGCUUUCUGUUUUGCUCCCCACUGUGACAGAGAGCCAGAUUUGGGUUAAUUCUGACAUAUCUGGCAAUAAAGCUUAGCUUAUAUGAAGACGAAGCCAUUCGGUUCCCAUUCAUUUGAUCUUUUUGUGCAUGUUUGUGGAAGAUAACAGCAAGGUCAACACAUGAACAAUAUUUUCUUGAUCACUUUUUUCAGCAAAACCGAGGGAAAAAUAAACUUUUUUUGCACCAUGCAAGGUAAAACACAAUUGUGCAAAACUGGUUAGAGAUGUAUUAUUUUGUUCAAUUUAGUUUUUGUGCAACCUGAUAUUUCUUUUUGUGCUCUCUAUGCUCUCAAUCUUGAGGCAGUAGCUGGUAGUAACAGAAAGCAUGUUUUUCAGUAUGUCAGUCAAAGCUGUGAAGUCUUGGUUUAGUUUCAGUAGUUUGGGGAGUUUUCUCCAGCCAGCGUCAGCCUGGUCUCUCAGCCUGUGGGAACGAGAGCAAGCCAUGUCUCUGUUGAUCAAUACAGAAACAAAAGUAAAACGUGUUCUGUUAAUGUAAGUGAGAAUGUUUCUUCUAAUUCGAUGUCAAAAAGCUUCAAACCUCAAAAGAGGAACUUUUUUUCCCCACUGUUAUUGUUGUUGUGACAGAUAUAGACAGUGUCCUUUUGGUCUCAAAAUAAAUGCUCUUUUUUUUGUUUUAGUUCAAUUUGGUCCAUGGCAUAAACUUGAGCAGAUCUUAAUAGAAAGUAGAUCUGUCUUCUAAACCUGUGAGUGAGGUUUUGGGUUCAUUAGACUAAAAAAACAAGGAGAAUAUCAGCAUGCAGGAAACGCUAAAACUGCACUACAAACCAGCGUGUUUUGAUUGAAAUGACUGGUUUUAAAGUGCAUGACCUCAGGAAAUGAUCCACACAGCCGCACGGGCUAAGAGGGAGCUAUAGUCCACUUUUAACAGUGAUUUAAUAGUGCACUUAAAAUAUAUAUAUAUAAAAAAAGUUGUCAGAUCUCAUUCAAAUGUGCUAUUAGUACAAUCCAUUUUAAUUAAAAAUAGGAAAGUAUACGUUUAAUUUACUUUAUAUGUACUUAAAUUACUUCUCAGAAAUAUACUUAAAAUGACGUUGAAGUAUACUUGACUUAAAACGUAGUCAAAUAUAUUUGAGCUAUACUUGUCCUCCUAGAAUCCAUGUUUUUAUCUAAUAAAGCAGGGGGCGCUGGUACACUUCUUUACAACUAGUACUUGUAAUCUAACAGGAUCCUCAGACAUGAAACUGUGUGGAAUAAAAUACUUUGGGCUUUUGGUUGACUCCGUCUAUCUAAAUGCAACUGAAUGGUCUUUUUUCAGCUUUUUGUUUUUGUUCUUUAUUUAUGAAACCACAUUCAAGUGUUUAAAAAAUGAAUGCAUCGAAUAAAAUAUACU